AUGGUGUCGGUGUACUAUUUUAUCACCCUGAUGUGUUGUGUAAAUAUUGUGGUGUGUGGAAGCAACAGCGUGAAAGGAAAGAAAGUAACUGCAGCCAGAUUAUCUGGUGAGAGAAAACAAACAGCUGGACCAGAAUGCUCUUUAAACAAGGACAUAGGCGACUGCAAUAGAAACAUUAAGAGAUACUAUUACGACCAAACAACUGGAUUUUGCCGGGAGUUUAAUUAUACAGGAUGUGGGGGAAACCUCAACAACUUCUUUACAUUAGACAAAUGUUACAGCAGAUGUGUUUGUUCGAAUCAAAAAGCGGUUGGCCGAGGAUCUAAAAGAAUAACACGAUACUUCUACAAUGCGGAAACAGAGAAAUGCCAGUCGUUUAAAUACAAAGGUUCAGGAGGUAACGCUAACAGGUUUCUGUCCAUAGCGCAAUGCCAGAGUGUGUGUGAGGAUGCGACAUUGAGGCUUAAAUGUAAGGAACGACCAGAGAUCGGGACUGACUGUAAUAACAACUCUACUGUACAAUUUUAUUACGACAAACAUUGUGACUGUUGUAGAAAGUUUACAUAUCUUGGAUGUAGUGGUAAGGGGAACAGAUUUACAACGCGCCAAAGUUGUCAGCAGACAUGUAAACUUGAAGAUCCUUCAACACCAGCACCGCCAACACGACCCCCGAAGCCGACUCUGUGCUUCUUUCAGAACGUAUAUGGAGACUGUGAUAAACUUCGUACUCGAUAUUUCUAUGAUAAUCGACUAAGUAGAUGUGUACCCUUCACAUAUUCUGGGUGUGGUGGCAAUGAAAAUAACUUCCUUUCUCUGAGAGCGUGUGCAGCAUUUUUGCCAUUCAAGUCUAUGAAUUACAAUAAGAUAAAAAAUAUGAUCCUUAAGGACGUGGCAGAUUAG
Messenger RNA from Mercenaria mercenaria, 900 nucleotides. RefSeq names its product carboxypeptidase inhibitor SmCI-like. The record is from RefSeq and is a predicted model, not a curated record. The transcript has 3 exons. NCBI's taxonomy places the organism in Eukaryota, Metazoa, Mollusca, Bivalvia, Venerida, Veneridae. Bases 1 to 900 code for a protein of 299 amino acids. Gene Ontology annotation, molecular function: serine-type endopeptidase inhibitor activity.